Molecule: messenger RNA, 1917 nt
Organism: Thrips palmi
Lineage: Eukaryota; Metazoa; Arthropoda; Insecta; Thysanoptera; Thripidae
Exons: 11
Coding region: 1-1917 (638 amino acids)
Source: RefSeq, a predicted model, not a curated record
AUGCAGGGCGCCAGGGCUGCCGCUCCCUCGGACUCCGACAGCGACGUGACCAACUUGGCCACGCACAUCGCCAACACCUACUUCCCCAACGGCCUGGUCCUCCUCGCGGCGACCACCUGUGAUGCUUUGCUGGCUGCGAGCUUCCUUCUGAUAUCGUUGAACACCCAGCUACGCUGGACCUUCGAGGUUGUCUGCGGGAAGCCGUACCACAGGUGGCCUCUUUUAUCUCACCAACCAUCGGCCUACAUUCUCCUGGCGCCAGUUCAAGUCAAGGAGAAGGAGAUCGCGGAACAGGUGGAGGUGCUGCGUGGGCUGUCCAACUGGAACGCCAGGGCGAAGUUCCUCGUCCUGCUCCUGCGGCACGCCGAGGACGACGACGAGGAGGCCGGCGCGCUCCACGACGUCCACGACGUCCUCCGGGAGCUGUGGCGUCACCUGGUGGUCGAGGCCACCGUCGCCAGAAAAGAGCGGGACUCGGUGUCUGUCUGGACCCACAGCCCCAUACUGCGGCCGGGGCAGGGGCCGUGGAGGGAGGCUGAGUGGCGGAACGGCCGUCUGCGGUACCUCCAGGGCCAUCUCCAAGGACAGCUCGAGCCGCCGCCGCGCUUGUACCAGCCACAGGUGGUCGCGGGGCGCCUGGCCAACUUCACCCUCAGGGCGGUCACCUUCGACUGGCCGCCCUUCACCAUCGCGGACAAGUGCCGGAACAAACUUGCCUCUGGCAUCGAAGUGCGCCUGCUGCGGUCUGCCGGGGACGCCCUCGGCUUUCGCCUCCAUGAGGUCCUUGCACCCGCCGCGCAGGCCUGGCCUGGCCUCAUGAAACGCGUCAACGAAGGCAGCGCUGACGUCGCUUACGCCGGCAUCAUUCCCUACGCGGAACGGUUCCUGCUCUACGACGCGUCCGGCGCCUACCUGCAGGACCGCACGCGCUGGUUCGCGACCACGCCGCGCGCCCUCACGGUGUGGGAGAGCGUGUACCACGUGUUCCGUCCGCAGGUCUGGCUCCUGCUACUGGUCUCCUACGCCACCACCGUGGUGCUGGAGGUGUCUUUCGCGCGGCUGUCUGGCCUCGGCCCGGACCUCGCUCAGUACGAGACGUGGUCCCUCGUGGUGCUGGACUCGUGGCGCGCCCUGGUGGACACGAGCGUUGGCGUGCUGCCCGCCUCCACCAGGGUGCGCCUGCUGUUCACGGCCUGGGUGCUGGGCAGCAUGCACCUGAACCAGGCCUUCCGCUCCCUGCUCACCAGCAGCCUCAGCUCGGCGCAGUACGAGCGCGUGCCGCGGACGCUGGACGACCUGGUGGCCAGCGGGCUGCCGUACGCCGCCUCCGACAUGACCAUGACGAGGCUGUACGGCGCCGAGGCCGACCCCUCGCCGAGCGUGCGCGCACUGCUGCUGGGCGGCGAGCGGUGCGCCAACCCGGCCGUGUGCAUCACGCAGAUGCGCCGCAAGCACCCCGACGGCCACGCCCUCGCCAUCAGCCAGAACUACGUGGCCUUCGCCGGCCGGCGCGCCGGGCUGGUGCCCAUGGACGACACCGUCAUCACCUACUUCAACGUCGUGCUCUUCAGGCGCGGCCACCCCCUGUUCGACCUGUUCAACCGCAACAUGCUGCGCGCCGUGCAGGCGGGGCUGGUCGAGUACUGGGAGGGCGAGGCGCGCCGCAUGUACCACGUGGAGCCGGACAAGCAGGCCGACAAGCAGGGCGCCGCGCGGACGGCCGACGGCCAGCGGCGAGGCCAGCGGACCCGCCAGCUCCGCCUGCACAACAUCGACUUCGUGUUCGCGGCGCUGUUCGCCGGCUGUGCGUUCGCCACCGCCUGCUUCGGCCUGGAGUGCCUCACGCCGCUGUGCAGGAGGAAGGCAGCCCGGCCCGCGGACCCUGCCCUGGAGCAAUACCACGCCUUCCGUGCAUGA